Aureobasidium namibiae CBS 147.97 is the source of this 258-nucleotide messenger RNA. RefSeq lists its product as uncharacterized. The record is from RefSeq and is a predicted model, not a curated record. NCBI's taxonomy places the organism in Eukaryota, Fungi, Ascomycota, Dothideomycetes, Dothideales, Saccotheciaceae. The transcript is spliced from 2 exons. Bases 1 to 258 code for a protein of 85 amino acids.
AUGGAUCAGCCAUUGGCGAACAAGCUCAAGGCUCGCCUAUGCAAAACCUACAUCACGCUUAACGAUCUUCACAAGGCCAUCGAGGUCGUGAAAGAUGAAAAAGAUCUGACACAAGAUACAUUAUCUCUCGGGCGCGCUGCUCGAAACGGAAUUACCUUCCAGACACUAGGGCCUAACUCUAACAAAGCAUCCAUCGAACAUCUCAAGAAGGUUGUCGACGUCUUGCCCAGAUUUAAGCCUCAGAUAUUGAGCAUCUAA